CAAGUUGGGUGAAAGUGCAGUGUGCAAAUGUACUUUUGGGAGAGCGUGUAUAUAGUGAACUUGUGCUUCAUUCCUCAGGUUGAUGACCUCCUCUGUCAAACAGGAAAAAGCUGACCAGGGGCCAAUUAGCAGAAUAGCAAACUGUGUUAGUUAAUCCUACAUGGCACAGGGGAGAUAAAUACAGUCCCCUUAGGGCACAUGAUCUAAAGUUCACUCUGUGUACUGUCACUGCAAGUAUGAGCAAAGGGCGCCUGCAGCUUAUUCAGCAGCAUCUACAAGGGACAACGGAAAGAAAUCAGGUAAUGUCUGCAGGUAGCGCCAGUCAGCUAACGACACAUGUCCUGAACGUUGCAGAGGGGAUCCCUGCUAAGGGACUAACAAUGACCCUAUCAAGGCAUGAUGUCACUCAGGGGAAAUGGGUGCAAAUGAGUAGAAGUGUCACUAAUGAAGAUGGUCGCUGCCCAGGGCUCUUGCGUGGGGAGGCCCUAUGUGCAGGCACUUACCAACUGUGUUUUGAUACUGGGGACUACUGGAAGCAAAUGCACAAGGAAAGCUUUUACCCUUAUGUUGAGGAUGUUAUUUCCGGUUUGGCGGUCUCUUGACAAAGCCGCAGGUAGCGGCGAAACAGCUGUCGAGGCACAGCGCUGCAAGGGGAACUUUGAAAUCCCGCUUCCCUUCUCUCCUCUUGAGGAUAAUGCGCAAUAGAGGAACAAGUGAUUGUGAACUUCGGAUGUGAGUAUGGAGCGUUGAGCAUUCGGUGUAGGAGGUAAUCCACUACGGUCAGUAAUUUUUCUGUCUUUGAUCAGCGGUCUGCUGCAGUGUGGUUGGACGAUUAUGACAGCAUAGCGAUUGCUAUACCACCAAAGUAUUGGGAUCUGGAUGCCCAUUGGAUACACAUAAGCGAUUCCCUCCUUUUCAGCGCUUUAUUUUCCUAUCAUAUAGCCUGAACUAUUCUGGGCAAUAAAUGUUUAACCCCACACCGGCUCCACCCUCACAUACCGUUAUACAUUAUACCACCUAUUAAUUUUACUGGAUCAAUCAUCUCUUCCGCCACUAAACUGAGUACUCUAUUGGCGAUUUAUACUACAGAUGCGAUGAUGUAUCGCUUUUCAUUUCUGAUGAACAUUUGACUACGGAUCUUUCCAGAUUGAUGUUCCGUGCACCUGAUUAAAAGUUUGUUACAACUGAAACAAUUGGAGGCCUCCAUUCACAGCGUGCACGCAGCCUCUCUCACUGCAUUGUAUCUAAUAGUAACUAAAUAGGGAUAAUGGGAUUCUUACCCCCAAGCAGCGCAGCUUAUUUUAAAUGGUUUUAGUAAUUUUGGCAUGGUGAAAAUAAAUAUUGCUUUUUAACAUCAUA
This is a messenger RNA of Xenopus laevis (African clawed frog), 1359 nucleotides long. RefSeq names its product urate (5-hydroxyiso-) hydrolase L homeolog (gene urah.L). The record is from RefSeq and is a predicted model, not a curated record. Gene Ontology annotation, molecular function: hydroxyisourate hydrolase activity. NCBI's taxonomy places the organism in Eukaryota, Metazoa, Chordata, Amphibia, Anura, Pipidae. The transcript has 4 exons. The coding region runs from base 237 to 602 and encodes 121 amino acids. Gene Ontology annotation, biological process: purine nucleobase metabolic process. Gene Ontology annotation, cellular component: peroxisome.